This is a messenger RNA of Zerene cesonia (dogface butterfly), 778 nucleotides long. RefSeq names its product cuticle protein 7-like. Bases 135 to 668 code for a protein of 177 amino acids. The record is from RefSeq and is a predicted model, not a curated record. Gene Ontology annotation, cellular component: extracellular matrix. The transcript has 4 exons. NCBI's taxonomy places the organism in Eukaryota, Metazoa, Arthropoda, Insecta, Lepidoptera, Pieridae.
GUGUCAAACUUACGGAACUUACUGACCGUACACCCCACCACUAGCAGGGCUGUCCAGUUGCUUUUGGAUUUCAUAUAAAAGUCCAGGCGACCACGAUAGUGAUAUCAGUCACCUGCUCUGAUUAAUACAGCAAAAUGUUCUCCAAAAUCGUCGCCAUUAGCGCCGUGUUGGCAGCCGUCAACGCUGGUUUGCUUCCAGUGCACCACGGAGCCGUGUCUUCCCAAAGCAUCGUACGCCACGACACCCCAGUACACUAUGGAGCUUCAUACUAUGCCGCCCCCGUAGUUCACGCCGCCCCCAUCGUCCACGCUCCAGUUGUACACGCUCCCGUCGUCCAUGCUGCCCCAGUACAUGCUGUACAUGCUGAAUACUCUCACCCAAGAUACGACUACUCGUACUCCGUUGCUGACCCACACACCGGCGACCACAAGUCCCAGCACGAGAGCCGCGAUGGUGGUGCUGUCCAUGGAUCCUACUCCCUUGUUGAACCUGAUGGUUCAGUCCGCAAAGUUGAUUACACCGCUGACGACCACCAUGGCUUCAACGCGGUGGUGCACAAAACCCCUGGCCACCACCCUGCCCCGGUGGUCCACGCUGCUCCCGUGGUGCACGCUGCCCCCAUCCACUACGCUCCCCUCGCUCAUGGCCAUCACGGUCUCCAUUACUAAACGAAUUAACUAGGUUGUGAUCGCGUUGAAUGAAUGAGUUGUGAUAUUUAUGUGUAUAGAACUACUGUGUGAAUACUCUUGUAAAUAAAUAUACAAUUUACUGAUCAGUA